AUUGCGGGCCCCGGAACCUGAGAGUGUCGAGGGGUCGACUUGUUCCCUUCUUCGGCACAGCGAGCUGAUUUCCUCUCAUUUCUGCAAAAAAUAAGAAGCAGAAACCAGGCAGCGGUCGUUUGGAUGUUUCUGUAAGGUGCUUUCUGCCUCUGAGGUCCAGCAGUGCAGUCGGUUGCCAUGGCGUCUCCAGGGAGACAAGGACAAGGACAAGGAGGAGGAGGGGGAGGAGGAGGAGCUCUGUCGACGAGAGGAGGCAGCGGCGCCAGGAGGAUGAAGUGGGCUCUCGAGCUGAGUUUGGGCAACACCAGGAGUCGUGGUGACCGGCAGGGCGGUCAGGGAGACGUCGUCUACCCCAUCGGCUACUCUGAGAAACCCGUCCCCGACACCAGCAUCCAGGAGACGGACAAGAACCUGGUGGAGAAGCGCUGCUGGGACGUGGCUCUCGGGCCCCUGAAACAGAUCCCCAUGAACCUGUUCAUCAUGUACAUGUCGGGCAACACCAUCUCCAUCUUCCCCAUCAUGAUGGUCUGCAUGAUGGCCUGGAGGCCCAUACAGGCGCUCAUGUCCAUGUCUGCCACCUUCAAGCUGUUGGAGAGCUCCAGUCAGCAGUGGCUUCAGGGCCUCGUCUACCUGAUCGGUAACCUCCUGGGCUCUGCGCUGGCCAUCUACAAGUGCCAGUCUAUGGGACUGCUCCCGACACACUCGUCUGAUUGGCUGGCUUUCAUAGAACCGCCUCAGAGGAUGGAGAUCCUGGGUGGAGGGAUGGUGUUGUGAAGAGGGUGGAGGAGCGUGCACAUACCAGAUUCAGAUAUUUACAGAGGUUAUAUACUGUACAUUCUCCACCUGCGCCAUGCAGCCUGGCUACCUGUUCAAAGCUGUCCAGCUCUCGUCCACAACACAUUCGACCUCCGCGGGGGCAGUUACAACAGGCAAGACGUUGGUUCGAUCAGCAGCAGGAUGUGCGGCACAGCUUUCUACCCGUGCCUCGUCCGCCACACACACACACACAAACACACAACUUGUUUGCCUUGUUGACAGAAACAUUAUAACAUGACUUCAGCCUGCUGAUCUGCUUCAUGUCUCUGUUGUUCCCCAAUCAUCUUUUUUUGAUUCUUUUAAUAAAGAUUUAAAGGCCAGCAGAUCAUCGUGUUAAACUACUGUAUUUUUCUUUCCAGUUCAAUUUUUCAACAGAAUUAGAGGUUAUUUACAUGGUUAUUUUACAGCAUACAGAGUUAUACCCAGUUUUGGUGGUCAACUUCAUCAAAACAGAACUUUAUCGACCAAUAACUUCGAAAAAUGGAGGUAACAGUCGGUCAAAUGUUUUGAGUUGGAUAGGAUGUAUUACAGUAGAGUUUUCCUUUUUUUCCCCUAUUCUUUAUUUUCUUUUUGUUUCUCAGUUUGUAGUGAAACACUUCAUUCUGUCAACAUGAGUUCAGCAAGCUAGCCAGCAACAUUUACUAACCUGUUUAAUUUAUAGGUCUGUUUAAUUUAUACUGAUUUGCUCUAUGAAAAUGUUCUAUAAAAUAAAUCCUUAUUGGCUGAAUUAAAAUGUUUUCAACUGUAUCAAUAAAUGCGUUGGAUGAAAAACUUG
Molecule: messenger RNA, 1591 nt
Organism: Chelmon rostratus (copperband butterflyfish)
Lineage: Eukaryota; Metazoa; Chordata; Actinopteri; Chaetodontiformes; Chaetodontidae
Gene: emc4
Product: ER membrane protein complex subunit 4
Exons: 6
Coding region: 178-774 (198 amino acids)
Biological process (GO): protein folding in endoplasmic reticulum
Cellular component (GO): EMC complex
Source: RefSeq, a predicted model, not a curated record